CUCCUUCUUCUUAGUGGAAACUUUACUCUCAUCUGGAUCUGCGAAUUAUUACUGAAAGUUUCACUCCUGCAGAAAACAUCUGUGGAUGAGCAGAAAUACUUUGAGACCACUGACGGUGAAGAUGAUCACAUCGUUACUCCGUGUUCACAGGAAACUGUCCAGUUUGAAUCCUGCAGUUGGUGCAGUUUGUGGGGUUCGCUGGAGUAGUGGCCUUAACCGACCCCCCCUGUUGUCAGCCGCUCCCGCUCGCGCCCUCAUGGAUGAACAGAUCAUCAUUAAAGGACGCUUCCUGCCUCCACACUGUCCAGUUACAGUGUGUGCACAGUUGCACAGUGACGACGGAGACCUGUGGCAGUCGUUCGCCCACUACAACACAAACGCCGAUGGAACUGUGAACUUGGCCAGUGAUCAUUCGGUAGGGGGCUCGUAUCUGGGCUGUGAACCGAUGGGACUCUUCUGGGGACUGGAGCCAGCUCCUGGAUCAAGAGAAGGUUUGAGGCUGAGGAAAAAAAAUGUUGAGACACCAUAUGUUGUGCACAUGUCACUACUGGAAGGACAUGUGUCGCAGAGGGAAGAGCAGAGCGUUGAGCUGGCAGUCGCCACGACUGAACGGUGGUACAUGGCACCAGGAGUAAAGAGGAAAGAUAUUCGCCAAAAUGGAGUUGUUGGGACAUUGUUCUUACCGCCUGGUCCAGGCCCAUUUCCAGCCAUGUUGGACAUGUGGGGAAUGGGUGGAGGACUGAUGGAGUACCGCUCUGCUCUGCUCGCGUCCAGGGGAUAUGCUGCUUUUUCCCUCGCCUACUUUGGGCACAAGGACUUACCUGGUCCACAAACCACCAUCAACGUUGGUGAUGCAUAUUUCAAGUCUGCAUUCCAGUUUCUCCAGGAUCACCACCAGAUUUGUGCUAACAGAGUGGGCAUCAUAGGCCUCUCCUUUGGAGUUUACCUGACUCUUCGAAUGGCUGCUCACAUAGGCGUCAAAGCAUCCUGUCUGAUUUGCAUUAAUGGACCAGUCGGUAGCGUCUUGGAUCUGGUUGAUGCAGACGGCAGGUGUACAGCAUUUGAGGAAAGUAGUCAGAAACAUUGGUCAUUUGAUGAGAGAGGCUAUGUCAGUUUCAGAGACAUUUCAUCGCCUGGUAAUUUUAAUCCUGAGAACAAACUCAAGCUGGAGAACAUCAGCUGUCCGCUAAUGUGGGUAGUAGGAGAGGAUGACAUGAGUGCCUCGAGCAUUGAAAACGCAGAUGUGAUGGAGGAGACUCUGAAGGCUUCAGGUAAAGCCCACCUGUUCACCCGUUUGUCGUACCCUGGUGCUGGUCACCUGAUUGAACCGCCCUACUCACCCAACGCAAGGCUGUCCCUGUGGAGCAUCAAACCAGUGAAAUACAUUACCAUAUGGGGAGGUUAUCCUGCACCACACGCCGCUGCACAGGAAGACGCCUGGAGGAAGAUACUGGAUUUUUUAGAUACUAACCUGAGGGGAUUUGGUCAAUCAUAAGAAAGACUGAGGCUCAUUUUGAGAAAGUAGAAAUUAAUUGUUUACAGAUAUCAGCCAAUCAACUCACGUUUAACUCACAUUCACCUUCAGCAAACUUGAUUCUGCACAAGAGGGAGCUGUUGAAUCAGUUUCAGAGCAGUUCUUCACCAGAACACAUCAAAUAAGUAGAAAUAUUCAGAUCUGUGAUUCCACGCUGUGAAAAUACUCAUCCACAAGUAUUAUCUACAAAAUAUGCUUAAUGUAUGAAAAACUAAAUUUAUAAUGUAACUAAAUGCUGCCUGUCACUGUUUUACUUUUAUAUAUGAAUUUUUACUGCUGCAUUAAUGUGUGUUACAUUUUACUGAUGUAAAUGUUGAGCUCAUAUGAAAUACUUUAUAUACUGUUGGGUGGUUUACUCGACAACAGUGCAUUAAGUUUUUAAUAAGAUCAUUGUAUAUUUUAGGUGUUUAUCUUGUGAGAACCCUGUACACUGCAAAAUUGUCACUUUCUCUGAUUUUACCAUUGAUGGGUAUGUGUUUCAUUGUAUGUUGUUGAUUUUUGUUUUAUUCUCUAAACUACCGACAACGUUUCUGCCAAAUUAUAAAU
This is a messenger RNA of Sphaeramia orbicularis (orbiculate cardinalfish), 2080 nucleotides long. RefSeq names its product peroxisomal succinyl-coenzyme A thioesterase-like. The record is from RefSeq and is a predicted model, not a curated record. Gene Ontology annotation, biological process: acyl-CoA metabolic process; fatty acid metabolic process. Gene Ontology annotation, molecular function: fatty acyl-CoA hydrolase activity. NCBI's taxonomy places the organism in Eukaryota, Metazoa, Chordata, Actinopteri, Kurtiformes, Apogonidae. The transcript has 12 exons. The coding region runs from base 86 to 1495 and encodes 469 amino acids.